UCUAGUUCCCAUAAGCGAAACUCUUGCAGGAACUAAUUAACUCGUUCCAAUGAUUUCCUUGCUUUUCCCCUCUGCUCAUUCGAUUCUUGAAUGGAAAAACUGAGAAGAGCAGUGAACCAAGUAGCAUAUACGCCUCUCUCUCAAAGAUUCUCCAGUUUGUCUCCGCUGCAACUCUCUCUGAUCCCACUUCUCUCCUUGGCUUCCAAUCUCUACAGGUUCGCUAUUUCCCUCCGCCACCGCCUAUUCCGCCUCAACCUCCUCACCGUGUAUCGGUUGCCAGUGCCAGUGAUUAGUGUUGGGAAUUUGACAUGGGGAGGCAAUGGAAAGACUCCAAUGGUGGAGUUUGUUGCGCGCUUGUUAGCCGAUACUGGAAUACCUCCUCUUAUUCUUACAAGGGGUUAUGGUGGUGCGGAUGAAGCUAAAAUGCUUCAGAGGCAUCUGUGUGGGACAUCUGCUAAGAUUGGCGUGGGUGCAAAUCGAGCUGCCACCGCCUAUAGCUUUCUUAAACAAUAUGGUUACAUGAAUCUUCACAAUAGUACAUACUAUGAGAGGCUUCUGUCCCAUGAAAAAGUGAACAAUCAUUCUAACUCAGGACAUAUUGGUGCUGCAAUCCUAGAUGAUGGAAUGCAGCAUCUGAGUUUAUGGCGUGACCUAGAGAUUGUAAUGGUGAAUGCAAUGAUGCCGUGGGGAAAUGGUCAAUUACUUCCACUUGGACCUCUAAGGGAACCUUUGACUGCACUCAACCGAGCAGAUAUCAUUGUCAUCCAUCAUGCAGACUUGGUUGCAAAACAUGAUAUUGAAGCCCUUGAAUCAACAAUUCGAGAAGUUCAAAAGGUUCUCCCUGUAUUCUUCACUAAAAUGGCUCCGUCACACUUUUUGAGAGUUGGAAACAUGUCUAGUAGAAUUCCACUGAAUGUUGUAGACAAUAAGAUUGUAUUAUGUGUUUCUGGCAUCGGAUUUGCUGACUCCUUCAUUCAGAGGAUAGAGGAGAUGGGACCAACAAUUGUAGAUCGGCUAGACUUCAGUGACCACCAUUUAUUUCAACUCGAGGACCUUGACAUGAUAAGUGCAAGACUUGAAGAACUUGAAUCCAAGUUUGCUACUAAACCAGUUGUCAUUGUAACUGAAAAGGAUUAUGAUCGAGCUCCAAAUGUUCUUGAAAAUUUGAAGCCAUUUGAUGUUUUGGUACUUUGUUGUAACCUGCAAAUUCUGGCUCAUAAGGGAAGCACAGAAGAUGGCUUCAAAUUGAUCAUCAAGCAGCAUCUAAAGCAAGAUGAUCGGGUGUAGAUAUUUCUUAAACCUCAAUUCACAUCGGUUUUUAGUACUUUCAAUCCUUCCUUCUGCUUCUACUUGUGCUCAAUGAGUUAUAUCGUGCUACUUUGAGAUUUCAUUAUAUUUUCUUGUUGGUUAGUAGAAUUAUUGUUAUAUUUCUUUCAAGUAUGAACUUUGAUGAGACUAGAUGUAAAAGAUUUACACUUCUUUAGAAUUCAUUGUUACCAUCUAUCUGAUGCU
This is a messenger RNA of Olea europaea var. sylvestris, 1512 nucleotides long. RefSeq names its product probable tetraacyldisaccharide 4'-kinase, mitochondrial. The record is from RefSeq and is a predicted model, not a curated record. The transcript has 8 exons. Gene Ontology annotation, biological process: lipid A biosynthetic process. NCBI's taxonomy places the organism in Eukaryota, Viridiplantae, Streptophyta, Magnoliopsida, Lamiales, Oleaceae. Bases 91 to 1287 code for a protein of 398 amino acids. Gene Ontology annotation, molecular function: ATP binding; lipid-A 4'-kinase activity.